This is a messenger RNA of Trichoderma harzianum CBS 226.95, 2916 nucleotides long. RefSeq lists its product as hypothetical. Lineage: Eukaryota; Fungi; Ascomycota; Sordariomycetes; Hypocreales; Hypocreaceae. Gene Ontology annotation, molecular function: methyltransferase activity; structural constituent of ribosome. Bases 1 to 2916 code for a protein of 971 amino acids. Gene Ontology annotation, biological process: translation. Gene Ontology annotation, cellular component: mitochondrial small ribosomal subunit. The transcript is spliced from 4 exons. The record is from RefSeq and is a predicted model, not a curated record.
AUGAGCGGCCCUAUCAACAUCGGAUCAGACGGCGAGUGGCAGUCGCUGCUGUCGGGAACCACCGUCGUCGUCGCAGAUUUCUACGCCGAUUGGUGCGGUCCCUGCAAGAUGAUUGCGCCGCACUUUGAGCGCCUCUCCAAGGAGCACUCGCGCCCGAACAAGGUGGCCUUUGCCAAGGUCAACGUCGACAACCAAGCCAACAUCGCCCGCACCCAAGGCGUCACUGCCAUGCCCACGUUCAAGAUCUUCCACAACGGCACGGCCGUCGAGACCAUCCGCGGCGCGAACCCGUCGGCCCUGACCGAAGCCAUCACAAAGGCCGUCUCGCUCAGCGACGGUGGCAAAGUCGAGGACGUAUUCAAGACUCCCGGCAGGACACUCGGCGGCGAGGGUCCUAUCCCCGGCCAGGGCCGUCACUGGAGCGUGACGCUGUUGCUCAACAUCAUUAUGAUGUUUGUCGGGCUGUAUCUCACGUCUUUAUUUUCGAUUGAUUCGUACAAGGCGGCGGAACAGUCCAUGUUCAAUCCGAAGAGACAGCAGCCACCGUUGAAGCCGGCAUCGGCUGGAGGGCCGGCACCAGCAGGAAGCGCCCGGGCGCAACAACAAAAGGUUGCUCUUCAUGAGCCAACAGGUGUAUCAAGAAGCCAAUCCUUGGAGGAUAUUGAAAAGGUUGUUCGAGAAGCGAAACAGCGCUUUCGAGACACACUUCCGAAGGGCUAUCUCAACGAUGAGGAGUAUGCGCUCUACGAACGGCUUUAUGGCCCACCACUUCGUGAGACUGCUCCUGAAGAUGUUGGAAUUCCAACUCAUGCCGAUAUGGGCGGCCAGUCAUCACGAGUGAAUGAUGAAAGGACGUUGUUGCGGCAAUUGGAGGAAGGGGGCUUUGAGGAAGUCACCUACGAACUGCCUUACCAGCAGAGCGAUGUUGCGGAGGCAGCUUCAGAGUCUGAUCAACCGUUGGCAUCUGAUUCUGCACUAGACACUAUUGAAGAGUCACCAGGAUACGUCGAUGUUGUGGCGAGAAACCCAAGGGAGCAUGAUGCAUUGCAAAGAUUGAUGCAAGACUUCAAGGCCGCGCAACAAAAACAAAUUGAGGAUGAGAUUGCAGCAGCGAGGGAAGAAGCCGAAGCAGAGCAGGAAGCAUAUGAAAUGGACGAGGAGGAUGAACUAUUUGAGGAACCAGACCAGACUACGGAUAACCUGGAGAGGGACAUGAGCCUGGGCGAGACACGACGAUUCCAUCCUUUCACUUUGCAGGGCAGAUUCCAUGGAAGCCCAGUCGAAAUUGCACUACCUCAAAGCGCACUCGUUACACCUAUUCGGGACCUUUUGGAUCGAACUCAUUUGAGCCACGUCAAGACGGCCGCCGAAGCAGCCUUUGGCGGGCAAGGACUGCCGACUUCACCAUCAACACCGGAAGGAAGAAAAAACGGGCAGAUGGGUGGCGUUGGUUUGCCCCCUGAUCAGAGACACAUGACGGAAAUUGAGGCAGAUGCGUUCCUAGCUGGUUAUCUCCCCCCUGCUUAUGCCUCUGUCACCUCAGUCUUGCGAGAAGUGCGGAAGCGGCUAGGCAGUGACUGGAUUCAACAACGUCUCAAAAAGAAGGAAAACGCAGGGCUCAGUGUAUUGGAUGCCGGAGCUGGCGGUGCUGGCCUCGUUGCCUGGGAGCAAAUCCUCAAUACGGAGUGGGAUCUAUUAAGAGAAAAGGGCGAGGUAGCAGGUUCGCAGCCCCCAGGGAGGAAAACCGUCAUUACUGGAUCAGAUCGUCUGCGUCACAGACUGAAAAGCUUUCUCCACAACACAACCUUUUUGCCUCGAUUGCCAGAUUAUGAACACUCAGGAGAGAUGCAAGGUGAGCAUCUCGAUGCUGGCAGUAAGCCGCAGCCACGGAAAAGCUAUGAUCUCAUCAUCGCUUCUCAUCUCUUCCUUAAGGAGAAGCAGGAUCAUUACCGUCAAGCCAUCUUGAACAACCUCUGGACUCUACUCAAUAAAGAUGGCGGUGUGCUCAUCGUUAUUGAAAAGGCCCAUCCCCGAGGAUUUGAAGCUGUCGCCCAUGUCAGAGAUACGCUUCUGAAGCAGUUUCUCUUGCCUCAAAGCGGCGAGCCCAGUAUCCCGACAGAGGAACUGAACCCAGCAUUCCACAAGGAGCGAGAAGCUGGUCAUAUUAUUGCACCAUGCACCAACCACGGGACGUGCCCUAUGUACAAGGAAGCUGGCAAAAGCAAGGGUCGCAAGGAUUAUUGCUACUUCAACCAGCGAUUUACACGGCCCACCUUUUAUACCAAGAUGCUGGGCAACAGCUCAAACAACCAGGGCGAAGUAGAGUUUAGCUAUGUGGCGAUACAGCGUGGCCGCUCAAAGAAAGACCAGCUUCCAGGAUGGAAGGCCACUGAACUGGCAUUUGCCGGAUACGAAAACGCCCAGGAAAAUCCAGACAUGCAGACAUUGCCCAGAAUGGUCUUGCCGCCAUUAAAACGCAAAGGUCACGUCACUCUGGACGUCUGCACGCCUGAAGGCAAGAUUGAACGAUGGACGGUGCCCAAGAGCUUCAGCAAGCUCGCCUACCACGAUGCAAGAAAAUCGCACUGGGGCGAUCUCUGGGCCCUGGGUGCCAAGACGAAAGUUUCUCGAAGCGUGCGAGUGGGCAGCGGAGUAGAUGAUGGAGGCAAGCGAGCCGAAGGUGGCAAGAAGCCUCGCAAGGUCGAGAUUACAAUGGACGGAGGCCGUCUGUCGGCAAACGAGAAGAAUGCGCGCAAGGAACGCCGGACCAAGGGCAAGCGGGCUAAGCAAACCGACCUGAUUAAGGAGAUUUUGGAGAUGGAGGACCUGGAAGAGCAAGAGAUUGAGAAGGAGAUGGACUCAGAGGUGGAGGAAGAGCUGAGGUUGGAAGAGGAAGACAAGCGGAGGAAGAGGUGA